This is a messenger RNA of Serinus canaria (Common canary), 645 nucleotides long. RefSeq names its product feather keratin Cos2-2-like. Lineage: Eukaryota; Metazoa; Chordata; Aves; Passeriformes; Fringillidae. Gene Ontology annotation, molecular function: structural constituent of cytoskeleton. The transcript has a single exon. The record is from RefSeq and is a predicted model, not a curated record. Gene Ontology annotation, cellular component: intermediate filament. The coding region runs from base 39 to 347 and encodes 102 amino acids.
UCUGCCCUCUGUGCCAGGUGUACCUGUGACCCCGAGCCAUGUCCUGCUGCCAGCCCUGUGACCCUUGCUGCCAGCCCUGCGGCCCCUGCCCGCUGGCCAGCAGCUGCAAUGAGUGCUGUGUCAGGCAGUGCCAGAGCUCCCACGUUGUCAUUGAGCCGCCUGCUGUGCUGGUGACCCUGCCUGGGCCCAUCCUCAGCUCCUCCCCACAGAACACCGCCGUGGGAUCCUCCACCUCUGCUGCUGUUGGCAACAUCCUCAGCUGUGGCGGAGUGCCCAUCAGCUCUGGGGGCUUUGACAUCUCCUGCAUCACCAACUGCUAUGGCAGCAGUUGUUGUCGUCCCUGCUAAAGCUGCUGGCAACCUCCUCAGGCAAGAACCACAACAACCUCAGGACGUGGAGCGGCACUGAAGAUGGAUCCUUGAAACAAUGGAUUUGUGCCCUUGCUUUACUGCUCUUUUCUUUCACUCUCUUCCCUUGCCUUCCUUACUCACUCCAUCUCCCAAUGACAGACUUUUGUGACCUGUUUGUCGCCCUCCAUCCCUCUGCAGGCCAGGCAAAUGGACACCCCCACUGGCUGCUCCUGGUGCCCUCUUUGAGCUACCUUCUUUUCUUCCUUAGACUCAAUAAAGUUGUUUUGCAUCCAAA